Messenger RNA from Xenia sp. Carnegie-2017, 2025 nucleotides. RefSeq lists its product as uncharacterized. The transcript has 5 exons. The record is from RefSeq and is a predicted model, not a curated record. The coding region runs from base 36 to 1949 and encodes 637 amino acids. NCBI's taxonomy places the organism in Eukaryota, Metazoa, Cnidaria, Anthozoa, Malacalcyonacea, Xeniidae.
AUGUUGCUAAUGCUCUUUAAGAGGUGCAUAAAACAAUGGAAGGUGAAAGAAUAUUACAAAAUAUACGGAAAGGAGAAUCUCGCCAGUUGCAAAGUUUGAAGAAAUUAUCGUCCCCUAUCGAGAAAAUACUGACGGGUAAAGUUUUGAAGUCAAAUGGAAGGAAAUCUGUUGAUUAUGAGAAAUUGUGCUCGUUUGGUUGUUUUUGUAUUAACUUAUUACGAUAUUGCACAGAAGCACUUUCCAAAAACCAAAAAGAGUUAAUUGGAAAUGAAAUAAGAGAAGACCUCUUUAGAUGUGCAACAUUUGGAUGUAAUAUGCUUUCAAGAAUUAUUAUGAGUGAUGCUCCCUUACCUCCAGAAAUUUCAACUUCUGUUGUGGUUAAGCUAUUCUACCACCUCGUCAUUCAUGCUUUAAAAGAGAACAAUGUCAAGCACUUGCUAUCAAUAAGUCAUUCUUUAGUUGAUAUUAUCCGGGAAGCUAGAAAAUCAAACGAGACAGAAUCAACUGGUUUGUCUAAACAAAUUUCAGACCAUCUAUGGAAUGCUGCUAUUAAACUUUCUAAGAAAACAGAAAAACAAGAAACAGCAUCACUUGCUUUGUCUAUACGAGAGCACUCUAUUGAUUUACUAAUGCUGACCAAAUCAGACGAUCUUCGAACGAUAGUUGAACGUGGUUUAUCAACAGCUUGCCAAUUUGAAAAAGAUGCCUCUCAACAAAAAGAGGAAGGGAAACAGUUCCUCCUGAGGCUCUUGAAUAAAGUUAUUACAUUAGUUGAGGAGCAACAAGAUGAGAAUUUGCUAUUAAAUUGUAGAAUUGAUGAGUUUUGCAUUUUGUGUUUUAAAACUAUCACCAGUCAAAGUCAUCUUCAAGAAUUGAUAAGACUUUUCAAUCAACUUCACAACAGGAGUUUAAAGAAGAAGAGGAACACAAAGUCAAAGGACCACAGUACCUUUCAUGGCAUUAUUUGUAUCUUGCUAUGUGCUCUAUCCCUUCGGGUAUGGAAUGAGGGGGGAAGCCAUGAUUGGAAUUUGGUAUCAAAACAACUGAAUACCACAACGGAAUCAUUAAGAAACAUGGAUCCCAAUGUGUAUGCUAAUAGUGUAUUGUUAAAGACUAUCAUGUUGUUUAGAAUAAUCGUUGGAAAAACUUUAAAAGGAUCAAAUGGUUCCUCAGACGAUACCUUCGAUAUCCCUCCAGAUGUUGUGAUUUUGCUAUAUAAUCUUCUACUUGUAACUUACUCUGUUUAUUGUGCGGUGAUUAAGACAAAGUUACCAAGUGAUCAAUUAGGCUUGAAAAGGGAAACAUAUGCAUGUGAAAGGCAGGCCUUGCUUUUCCUUAUCAGUUCCUUCCUGAGGAAAAUGUUAGAUGCUCGUGGUAAGGAAGCUCUUGAAAAUGGAAGAAAAUCAUCAAGGAUCAGAGAGUAUGUGCGUGCUAUAAAGAAUGAAUUAGUGAUAUUAGAGGAUCGAAACAGACCUGAAGCUUUAGAGCAAUGUCUGCGUUUGUCUUGUUGUGCAUAUAAUGUUGCUGUAACCCUCCAUAAUGCUGAUGAAAUAGAUAGCGCCACUUCUCUUGCUCGUGUUGCUUGUGUAUCAGGCAAGAAAUGGUAUUCAGCAUCGUCUCAUGAAGAUAACGCCUUUGUUAAGGUAGCAUUAUACAAGAAGUACGCCUUUCUUUCAAACUGUUUGGAGAAGCAAUAUGAAUGGUUGGAAUCUGUUCAAACUAUGACUGUUUGUUGUCAAUACGCUGCAUGUGGAAAAGAACAUUCAGAAGUUCAAGAUGAGAUGUUGAGUUAUGCUAUGAACUGGGCAAGUAUAAAGCACAAAGCCUUGACACAAGCUAUUGCUGAAGGGGAUGUAUCCAAAAUUGAAAAUUGGCAAGUUUAUUACAGUGUAUUGCUAGAUAUUCAUUUAGAACUAUUUUUUAAUAUAACGUAUAAGUUAAUGGUGUAGUUAAAACGAAUGAUGCAAUUUCGACGCACGUCAUGAUGUCUUGCUGAUGCGAUCGCCUUAAUUCUUUUAGAAGUAA